AUGACGCUGUGCUCUGUUUUUAAUUGUAAUGAAAGAAGUGAAAAGCAAUCGUCAUCUGGAGUUCAUUUUCAUGUGUUUCCAUGUCGUUCAAAAUCACCUACUAGGUUUCGAAGUUGGGUCAAUUAUUGUAAACGAAAAAACUUUAACCCCGGUAAUGGCGCCAGAAUUUGUUCAAAGCAUUUUAAGUCUGAAGACUAUAACCAGUCAGAUUUAUUACGACAACAAUUAAUGCCCAAUAUAAAAGUCAAAGUAAAACUUAACACAAAUGCUGUUCCUACGGUUCCUCAAAAUAAACCUUGCUCUACUUCAAAUUCUUCAAAUUUAUCCGAACGAGAAAAAAGAAAAAGAAAAAAAGAAAAAAAAGAAAUUAUAUCUUCUAUAAUGACAAGUACACCAAAAAAGUUAAAGCCCUCAUUUAGGUCUUUUGAAAAUAGUGAAUGUAAAUCGAGUGAUGUUGAUGAUGACGAUGAUGUAGAAGGCGGUAAUUUAGUGGCGAUUACAAAUGAAUCAUUUGUGGCUGGUAAACAAAACGAGAUUAGUAUACAAUGUGAAUUAGGUAGUGAAGUAUUAAAAAGUCACCAUGAUUUAUCAUUAAAUUUAUCACUUGAUGAGUUUUCAACUUCGGAGGAUGAAAGUUUUGAAGUUUAUGAUGAGGACAUCGAAGUACUUCAAACUGGAAAAAAUGCCAUAAGGAAAUCUAAAGAAAUAGAAAACGAUUCGUGUUACAUUGUUUUCUGGGAGUCUCUAUCAAUUUUAUUUACACGUUGUCAUUACUGUAAUGCUAAAGUGGAAAAUAUUCAUAAUUAUACCAAGGGAGCAAUGUUGGCCGUACAAACUAUAUGUGAAAAUAGACAUAUUUUCAAAUGGACGUCUCAGCCAUUAUCUGAUAAACGACUUGUAGGAAACAUUUUAAUGGGAGCUGCUUUAACGUUAUCCGGUGUAUUAUUUAAUCAAAUGAAAACAUUUUGUUCGUCUUUAAAACUUGCAUUUUUUUCAAGAACAGUUUAUGAUAAAAUCAUUAACAACUAUACAGCUCCUGCAGUAAAACUAAUUUGGGAUCAACACAGACAAAAUAAUAUAAACGAACUAAAAAUGGGUACAAAUAUUUGGUUAGCUGGUGAUGGUCAAUUUCACUCCCCCGGUUUUUGCGCCAAAUACUGCACGUACUCAGUCAUGGAUGUCCGAAGCUCCAAAAUAAUAGAUUUUAAAAUUACUCAAAAAGGAAUGGUUCAGGGUGAUUUAGAAAAAAUAGCAUGCGAAUUACUACUUCAAGAACUUGAAAAAAACGACGAAUGUAACAUCAAUGUAUUUUUGACAGAUCGACAUAAGGGAAUUCGUUGUUAUAUUCGAACACAUCAUCCGAAUAUCGAACAUGAGUUCGAUGUUUGGCACUUAUCAAAAAGUUUGACAAAACGACUAAAAACUCUAGAAAAAAAUCAUCAUAGUGCUUUUAUGUGGAAAACAAGUAUAAUAAACCACUUAUGGUGGUCUGCUCAAACGUGCGAUGGUAAUGGAACUGUAUUAGUUGAAAAAUUUACAUCAGUUCUGUAUCACAUUUCAAAUAUUCAUCAGUGGAAUGAUAAUGAACAGAUAAAAAAAUGUGAGCAUGAUCCACUUACCGAUGAAGAAAUAAAAAAUAAACUCUGGAUUCAGUAG
Macrosiphum euphorbiae (potato aphid) is the source of this 1656-nucleotide messenger RNA. NCBI's taxonomy places the organism in Eukaryota, Metazoa, Arthropoda, Insecta, Hemiptera, Aphididae. The record is from the annotation of a GenBank genome assembly.